Mauremys reevesii (Reeves's turtle) is the source of this 3194-nucleotide messenger RNA. It is a transcript of the gene IL18R1, whose product is annotated as interleukin 18 receptor 1. Gene Ontology annotation, biological process: positive regulation of type II interferon production; interleukin-18-mediated signaling pathway. Gene Ontology annotation, molecular function: interleukin-18 receptor activity; interleukin-18 binding; interleukin-1 receptor activity. Lineage: Eukaryota; Metazoa; Chordata; Testudines; Geoemydidae. The record is from RefSeq and is a predicted model, not a curated record.
GUUACUUACGGUGAGCAAGGUGUUCGCUGUAUGUGAGCCCGGGCAUUCCCCCCCUCCCCAUCUCACUGUCAGUUUCCUAAGUGCUCAUUCAGUAAUUUCGCAGGCGCAGAUUAUUCAUUUUUUUCUCUUUUUAAAUGUUCGUCUGCCACUUACAUGAUCGUUUGCCUACAUACAUACUAUGAUACACUACUGAGCAGCUGAUAGCGCUGAGACCUCAUUGUGAGGGGCUUUGCUGAUCCUUGGCACCAAAGAAAUGUCACAGAAUCAAACUGGCUUACAAAAGGGCUGGUUCAGAGAGAAGAAGCUACAAGUAAGUCAAGAAAAUGGCUUUUGAAAGUCUGAUUAUUCCAUUUUUAAUGUUCCUCAGCAAAGCUACAACUGAAGAGCUGUGCCCCUUGCGUCCCUCCAUUGAUGUACUCGAAGGGGAAUAUUUUUUCCUUUGCUUCCCUGGAUCAAUAAGAGAGAAUCUUCACAGUAAACCAUACACAGUGACCUGGUUGAAAGAAAGCGAAGGAAAGGUGAAUUCGAUCCAAGAAACACACAGACUUGUUUUAAAUGAGAGAUUUCUGGAGUUUUGGCCAGCUGAACUCAGUGACCUGGGGAAUUACAUAUACAGAUUCAGCAAUGGAACAAAUGUCACCAUGUCACAAAAGUGGUUCCUCAAUGUACUCAAAAGAAGUAAAGACAGUUGUUUUAACACAAAUCAUUUAUCCAGGCAAGUUGUAGAGGCUGGAAGAGUUCAUACAUUGAUAUGCAAUGCUGUGCCCCACAAUAAAAAUAUCACCAUAGUGUGGUACAAGAACUGUAACAUCCGUAACUCUGCAAAUGAGGAGGAACUGCAUUUUCCUAGUUUAAAAAUUGAAGACUCUGGGAAUUACACAUGUGUUGUUUCAAUUAGUCAUGCUGGAAAGGCAUUCAACACCACAAGUACAAUAGAGCUGAUAGUGAAAGAUGGUGCAGCUGAAGUUGUUAAAUUAGAGAUUAUUGAACCUGGAGAAACUUAUGUUGAAACGCACAUAGGUAAAGAGGUGAUACUCAACUGCACAGUUUUCUUGGGUUACUCAAAUGCUGCCAAGCCAGUAUACGUCCUGCACUGGAAAGACAAAAGUUUAAAAUCAUGUUCAGAGAACACUAAGGAGGAACAAUCAAUAUGUGAAAAGGAAUAUAAUUUUGAUUCAGGAAACAAGAAGUAUGCCUCAAACCUAUUGUGGAUUAAAACAGUUAAAGAGGAGGAUCUGAAUUGUAAUUAUACCUGCCUCUUGAAAACUACACAUAAGUCACAAUUAAAAGUAUUUAAACUGAAGAAAGGGAACCCUCCAGAUCUCCACCCACAUGUAUUUACUACUGGAAUAAUCAUGGCUGUAUUCUUUUCACUUGUUCCUGUGCUCCUGGUGGUUCUCUCUGUGAUAUUCAGAGUUGACUUAGUUUUAUUUUACAGAGACAUCACUGGAAAAGAUGACACAAUAGGAGAUGGAAAAGAAUAUGAUGCUUUUGUGUCUUAUCUGAAAGACUCCAUAUCUACCAAUGUAGAAGAAAGAAAAUUUGCUCUGGAGAUAUUGCCCAGGACAUUAGAAGACCGUUUUGGUUACAAAUUGUGUAUAUUUGAGCGGGAUGUGUCUCCUGGAGGAGCUGUUGUUGAUGAUGUCCAGUCAUUUAUUGACAAAAGCAGAAGAUUAAUCAUUAUACUGAGCCGGAACUACAUUUCUGACAGAGUCAUGUAUGAACUUGAGACUGGACUGCAUAAGGCACUGGUUGAAAGGAAGAUUAAAAUAAUAUUAAUUGAAUACAUGCAUAUAAGUGAUUAUAAUGUGUUGCCAAAAUCACUAGAGCUUCUACCAUCGAGGAGAGUUGUGAAGUGGAAAGAGGAUAAGUCUCUUCCUUCGAAUUCCAGAUUUUGGAAGAACCUUCGAUACCUGAUGCCAGUGAAAGCUUCCAAGUCAAACAUCAGACGUCACAAUAAUUCUGAGCCCUAUCUCAGAAGAAGGAACCCAAGCGACAACUGUGUGUUGGGAGUCUAAAACAUUCUUAUAACCAAAAAUUGGAAAAAGAAACAUGCUGCGGAAAUGAGCACAUGCUGUUACUUACAUAGAAGAUAUUAAGUGCAUGUGUUUUAGGGAGGCAACAUGGUCCAGUGAAUAGAGCAGCGGCUGGGACUUGAGAGAUGAGACAAAUCCUCAGCUUGUAUAAAUUGUCAUAGCUCGGAGGGCUAGGUUAACCCUGCCCCUCAGCCUUGGGGCUCAGACAGUUAACACAAACUGAGGAACUUCCCCAAGGAAUCUGACCUGACUCCGCCUUGGAUUCAUUGUGUGACAUGGGGCAGAUCAAAACCUUUCUGUGUCACAGUUUUUUUCAUUUCUCAUAGAAAACAUUAAUUCUACUUGCACACUUUUGUAAAGCAAUUUGAGCCCUGUGAAUAGUCUAUAUUAGAAAUGUGAUUACUAUUGUUAUUUAUGAUUUCUGUUGUGACAGCAUGUAAGGACUCCAAUCAGGAUCAGAGCCACAUUGUACUAGGCACAAUACAACCAUAUAACACACAGACGGUUUCUGACCCUAGGGAGCUCAACAUCUAGGAUUUAGACAAUAUAACACAGGUAAAUAAAGUGACAAAUGGGAGGAGGGGAGUGAUGGAUUGGAAGAAGGGGAUGGGGAGGACAAGGUAAUAGUAGAAAUGUGGUGUAUUUGCAUAUAUCGAUCCUAAUAGUCGUCUCAAUAGUUAUAGGUGGUCACUGUCAUGACCAAUGCCAGAUUGUGGUUUUUUUUUUAGGAAUCAUGGCAAAGCAAUAUUUUAGUCCCUGGAUUAGUGUUAUUCAGCUCAGAGUACUCUAAAUAACUGUUUAGGUGAGGGGAGUGGGGAACAAUGCUUUCUCCAGAGAGGCCAGUAGGUACGACUUGUAUCUGAGCUGCUUCCAGGUGAGGGGCGUGAGGCAAUAGAGUUGAGGAUCUAAGGUACAUUGAUAAACAGAGGGAAAAAUAGUUUCCAAUAUCUAAGAUACCAGCCUUGGUUCGCCAGUGCCUCAACAUUGUGAGUAGUUAUUUACACCAAGUCAGACUGGUAGCAUUUUAUACAGAUUUUCACAGAUAUAAAUAGUGACAUAAGUGUGACGUUGCACUCCAUAAUUCUUUAUAGAAAUAUACUUAUGAGUGUAAAUAUGACAUAACUGGAAUAUGUUUUAUGCUAGUGUGACGUUAUUGAU